GGCUGGAAGCGAGGUGUUGUCGCUGUGGUGGAGAAUGAGGAAUCACCAUCUAGUUAGCUUGCCGCUAUCUGUCUUCGACUGGGUGUAAUGAGCUUAGCCGUCGACAUCGGCGGAUCGUUCGACUCGUUUUGUUAUUGAGGCGCCAUGACGAUAAGCUGCUGACCACCGAGGAUGGACAUAAGCGAACAAUGACGGGGGAGAAAAAGAAGAAGAAGCGGCUCAACCGCAGCAUUCUUCUGGCCAAGAAAAUUAUCAUAAAAGAUGGAGGAAGUCCUCAGGGAAUCGGCGAGCCCAGUGUCUACCACGCGGUGGUGGUCAUCUUCUUGGAGUUUUUUGCGUGGGGUCUGCUCACCACCCCCAUGCUCACGGUAUUGCACCAGACAUUCCCCCACCACACAUUCCUAAUGAAUGGCCUCAUCCAUGGCGUCAAGGGUCUGUUGUCAUUUCUCAGCGCUCCCCUCAUCGGGGCCUUGUCGGACGUUUGGGGUCGCAAGUCCUUCCUGCUGCUCACUGUCUUCUUCACGUGCGCGCCCAUCCCGUUGAUGAAGAUCAGCCCUUGGUGGUACUUUGCCGUCAUCUCCAUGUCAGGUGUCUUCGCCGUCACAUUCUCUGUCAUCUUUGCGUAUGUGGCCGACAUCACGCAGGAGCACGAGAGGAGCACGGCGUACGGCUUGGUGUCGGCCACAUUCGCCGCCAGCCUGGUCACCAGCCCGGCCAUCGGCGCCUACCUGUCGGUGGCCUACGGAGACACCCUGGUGGUGAUCCUGGCCACGGCCAUUGCUUUGCUGGACAUCUGCUUCAUCCUGGUGGCCGUGCCCGAGUCGCUUCCCGAGAAAAUGCGGCCGGCGUCGUGGGGCGCACCCAUCUCAUGGGAACAGGCCGAUCCCUUCGCCUCUCUACGCAAAGUGGGCCAGGACUCGACGGUACUGCUCAUCUGCAUCACAGUGUUUCUCUCCUACCUCCCCGAGGCGGGCCAGUACUCAAGCUUCUUCCUCUAUCUCAGACAGGUCAUCCGCUUCUCAUCGGAGACGGUGGCCGCCUUCAUCGCCGUAGUGGGGAUCCUCUCCAUACUAGCUCAGACUGUGGUGCUGGGCAUCCUGAUGCGCUCCAUCGGGAACAAGAACACCAUCCUGCUGGGCCUCGGCUUUCAGAUCCUCCAGCUGGCCUGGUAUGGCUUCGGCUCGCAGCCCUGGAUGAUGUGGGCCGCUGGCGCUGUCGCGGCCAUGUCCAGCAUCACGUUCCCCGCCAUCAGCGCCAUUGUGUCUCGGAACGCUGACCCAGAUCAACAAGGCGUGGUCCAGGGCAUGAUCACAGGGAUCCGGGGCCUGUGCAACGGCCUGGGCCCGGCGCUCUACGGCUUCGUCUUCUACCUUUUCCACGUGGAGCUGACCGACACAGACGCCUCGGAGAAAGGCGGCAAACCUAACAUGGCCAAUCCCACGGAUGAGAGCGCCAUCAUCCCAGGCCCUCCCUUCCUAUUUGGCGCCUGCUCGGUGCUGCUCUCCCUGCUGGUGGCGCUGUUCAUCCCCGAGCACACCGGGCCUGGAGCUCGCCCCGGCGCCUACAAGAAGCACAGCAACGGGGCUCAGAGCCACUCGCACAGUCCGCAGGGCAGCGGGGCCGAGGGGAAAGAACCUCUGCUGGAUGACAGCAGCGUAUAACCUCGAACCACAUUUUGAACUUGUGUGUGUGAGUGUGAGAGAGAGUGUGUGUGUGUGUGUGUGUGUGUUUGUGAGGGUGUGUGAGUGGCGCUGGGGUUUCAAUCUGUUACUAACUCGUCACAUGCUGCCAGUCAGGGGGAGAUACUUACCGGGGAGCCGGGUAAGCAGACCACUGUAGAAACCACUCGGAUCAGCUCAAAGCUCUCUUCUUAGUCUUUUUUUUCCGUCAUCACUGCUUACUAGUGUUGCAAACGGGUGGAAAAUUUCCAGUAAACUUUCCAUGGCGAGUUAAGAUGGGGAAUUACGGAUAUAAUAAGCAUAAAUAGCAACGUUUAGUUUUGUCAUAAGAAGACAUCAAUGCCAAAAGGAUAACAGUAUAUAAUAAAAAAAAAAAAAAACAUGGCAUUUCAACAGAUUUAUUUGUAUUACGAACUUUAUCAAGUUUUAAAUAUUUUAUUGAAUGACCAGAGCUUUCAUUGAAGGACAAAAACCUGAAUGUUGAGUUGAGAACUGCUCAUGCCCCCACCAAAUCCAUUCAAAAACUAACAAAAUACACCCCCCCCAAAAUUCCCAUUUAACAUGUAAAUGAAAAAGCAUCUUCUCUCAAACCUUUUAAGCCUAGCCUUAAACCGUUUCACACCACAUGGUCAUAUUCAACUUUACUUGCAUGAAACCUGCUCGUUUUAGUCAGGAUGCUUAAAUAUAGUUUCCCCAACCGUAUUUACGUUCACGAAUAAGUGCCAACCUUCAUUUUGUAAAUUUCUGUUAAUUCCUAUAAAUUCCCAUGGAAACUUUCCAACUUUGAAAAUUUUCUGAAUUUUGCAACCCUACUGUUGCCAUUCAUUCUCAUUAGAGACACACACACACUGACUGUACACUUUGUUGUUUUCCCCACUUUUUUAAAUCAACAAAUGUUGCCUUGAAGUGACUUCAGAUAAAUAUAAUAAAUAUAUAGAUUUAUAUGGAUAUUACGUAACCUGUAUGACGACCGCGGUCUGAGAAGGCGCUGUAAUCUGAUCAUAUUGCUCCCAUUGGAGCCCCAAAAACGUCGUCUUUUUUUUUUUUUUUUUUUUAAGCCCCACUUUCUGCCUUCCAUCUUUCAUUUAACCAAAUUUCCCACAUUGCCUCUCCGUUUUGCCCCACUUCAUGCCUUGUACCACAAUUUUGCCCCUCUUCCUGCCUUGUUUUUGUUUUCCCCAACCUCCUCCCUGGUGUUUAAAAUGUACACCAUAUUACUGCCCCCCCCCCCCCCCCCCCCCUCCCUUGUCUUUUAAUUAUAACUUCCUCCCUCUCUGGUUUCUCACAUUUUUCCCCAUCUUCCUGCCCACUUCAUGUCUCGUCUCAAUUUUCCCCUUGCUUCCCACCUUGCGCCUAAAUUUUCAACUACGUCCUCCCUUGUCUCCAUCACAGGUUAUAUUUUAUGCGUCUAGACUGAAUACAUACUAAAAAUCAUGACGUAUUGCCAUAUAUAUGGACAUAUACUGUAAACUCCCACCAAAAAAAAAAAAAAAAAAAAGUACCCGGGACCUCUUUUAGGC
Molecule: messenger RNA, 3199 nt
Organism: Phycodurus eques (leafy seadragon)
Lineage: Eukaryota; Metazoa; Chordata; Actinopteri; Syngnathiformes; Syngnathidae
Gene: slc71a1-2
Product: major facilitator superfamily domain containing 14A2
Exons: 12
Coding region: 189-1661 (490 amino acids)
Biological process (GO): transmembrane transport
Cellular component (GO): membrane
Molecular function (GO): transmembrane transporter activity
Source: RefSeq, a predicted model, not a curated record